AGAGACGCUUCAGUUCUUAUGGACGGGACCACAGAGACCCGCUGAAAGUCACCCGAACCGUUAGCCCCCUAGCCACCGGCUAAGCUAACCGGGUGUAUUUUUCUCAGCGUUAGGGGGAAACUUUGUUGUGGUUUUUUUUUCUUGCGGCAGGUCUCCGUACACUUUCGCUGUGAAAGGAUGCAGCGCAGUGCUCUUUGUUAGUAACAACUGAACUCAGUCUGUCUCCACCUCAAGUGAUCUGAUUUAAAAAUGGCGAUGCGGACGGGGAUCUUGUGUCUGGCUCUGCUGGGCCUGAGCGCAGCGCUAGUCUGUCCUGAUGGAGGCAUGUGUGAGGACAAGAACACCUGCUGCAAGAACACCGUGGGAGGAUACGGAUGCUGUCCGCUGCCACAUGCUGAGUGUUGUUCAGACCACCUCCACUGCUGCUACGAGGGGACCCUGUGUGAUCUGAUUCACAAGAGAUGCGUUAAUAAGACAGUUUCCCUACCCUGGAUGACACGUCUUCCUACCAGAGAGGCCCUGCUCGUCCCUCAGCUCAGCGAGAGAGUGAAGGCAGUGAUUUGUCCGGAUCACGAGUCUGAGUGUCCGGAUGGAACCACUUGCUGCCAGCUUCCUGACAGCUCCUGGGGCUGCUGUCCAUUAGCCAGGGCGGUGUGUUGUGAGGAUAAGCGCCACUGUUGCCCCGAGGGAACAAAGUGUGAUCUUGUUCACUCAAAGUGUGUUUCCGCCUCACUGGAGUCCAUCCCCAUGCUGGAGAAACUGCCUGCCAGAAGGAGGGAGAAUAAUCCAGCUUCGACUGUCGGCUCAGUGGUGUGUCCUGGUGGGAAAAGCAGCUGUCCAGAUAGUUACACCUGUUGCCUGCUAACCAGUGGAGACUAUGGCUGCUGCCCUUACCCAAAGGCCACGUGCUGCAGCGAUCAUCUCCACUGUUGCCCCAGCAACACAAUAUGUGACCUGGAGCGCGGGAUGUGCAGGUCUGGUGAGACCAACGUGCCAAUGCUGAAGAAGAUCCCUGCUGUGUCCAGCGACAUUGAGUGUCCAGACAAGAAGUCGGCCUGUCCUGAUCAGACCACAUGCUGCCAGAUGGGCAACGGCUCAUACGGCUGCUGUCCCAUGCCUGAUGCCGUCUGUUGUUCAGAUCACAUCCACUGCUGCCCUGAGGGCACAGAGUGCGACCUGUACCACAGCACCUGCAUGGCCCGGGGGGACAGCGCCGUGGCCUCCGAGACCCCCGCUGCUCUGGAACAGCUGGUGGCAGCACAGAGCCAGGUCGCUGCUGUUCCCUGUAAUGACUCUGUGGCCUGCGCCGACGGAAACACCUGCUGUAAAUCGUUAGAGGGAGAAUGGGCCUGUUGUCCUUUACCUAAGGCCGUGUGUUGCGAGGACCACCUGCACUGCUGUCCCCACGGCACCGUCUGUAACCUGGCGGCCUCCACGUGCGAUGACCCCGCGGGCAGCGCUGUGAUGCCUUGGCUCGGACACGUGCCCGUCUUCCCCUUACUGACCGCUAACACCAAGUGCGACAAAUCCGCGUCGUGCCCCGGAAAAUCGACCUGCUGCAAGACGGCAAGUGGAGGCUGGGCCUGCUGCCCUCUGCCUCAGGCUAUGUGCUGUGACGACCACCUCCACUGCUGCCCUCACGGUACGGUCUGCAGCCUGGCGGCUGAGGCUUGCGAGGACCCGACAGAUUUCUCACCUUCCCUCCCCUGGGUGGAGAAAGUCCCCGCUCUGACCUCAGAGGUUCAGGGCGAGAAAUGCGACAAGCAGACCAUGUGUCCAGGAGGCACCACCUGCUGUAAGAAAAACUCUGGACAGUGGGCCUGCUGCCCCUUACCUCAGGCCGUGUGCUGCAGCGAUCAUGAGCACUGCUGCCCCAAAGGCUACACGUGUAACGUGGCCGAGCAGACCUGCGACAAGCCCGGAGACCUGAGCCUGCCCUGGCUGCAGAAGAUACCGGCCCUGCAGAGGGAGCCCAACCAGGCCGUUUCCAGCCCAACUCGGCCGGCCAAGAACAUGUGUGACGCCCAGACCAGCUGCCCCCAGGACACGACCUGCUGCUUCAUGGACAAGACCCGCAAAUGGGGCUGCUGCCCUCUGCCAAAGGCCAUCUGCUGUAAUGAUGGGAGCCACUGCUGCCCCAGCGGUCACACCUGUGAACCUCACCGGUCCUCCUGCUCAAAGGGCCCCCACGUUAUUCCCUGGUUCACCAAACUGAGCGCUCUGACCGAGCCGGGCAGCGUGAGCGACGUUAAGUGUGACGACAAAAGCAGCUGCGCCUCAGGAACGACCUGCUGUAAGCUACCGACGGGAGAGUGGGGCUGCUGCCCUCUGGUCAAGGCGGUUUGUUGUGCGGACCACGAGCACUGCUGCCCUCAGGGCUACAACUGCAACAUGGAAACGGGAACGUGCGAGAAGAAGAGCCGCGAUGUGCUCAUCCACACCCUCCCUCAGAGCGAGGUGGUACGGUCCGUGCCGAGGGAGACGGAGGACGACGCGGACGUGCCGUGUGACGGCAAGGGGGAGUUUCGCUGCCCCAAGCAGGACACGUGCUGCAAGAUGUCGGCCACAGAGUGGGCCUGCUGCCCCUCACCCAGGGCUCUCUGCUGCUCCGACUCAAGGCACUGCUGCCCCGUAGGAUACUCCUGCGACCCGCGGGCUGGAGGCUGCGCCCUGAAAACCCAGCUGACCUGGGACGCUUUGCUGGGGGACAGAAAGAGAGACUUUGUCCCCCGUGGACUUUAAUGCCGCUGAGGGGGCGCUGAUCCUCCUCAGACCUCAGUCCAUAACAUCCAUCUACAGCUCGUGUUGUCUGAGGACAAUGGGGGCUUUUUUCCCGACGUCCCGUUUGUUUUGUAUGUGACGGAAGUGUAUUUACCGAGUUUUUGCACUCCCGGGUAUUUCUGGUGGUAGGUGUGGAGGAUGUUUAGUGCGAGACAGAAAGAAAAAAAGAGGCGCACGCCGCAGUCGUCCAUGACAAUUAAGACAUUAUAAUGAAGUAGAAGCGCUGUGGUAGGAGAAUCGUGACAGCCCGUCAUUCACUGAAAUUCGUGAUGACGUUUCAACAGUGGGCAGGAGUCUUUCCUGCUUUGCGCUUUGCAGAAGAUCCAUCAUCAGUAUGUGGCAGACAGUGACACCACCGUGACGAGUACAGGGAGGACGCACUGCGCAGCUCUGCAGCGUUUCUCUUCAAGGUUACAGUUAAUGUCUAGAUCUACAUUUUCUAAUAGUGUCCACGAACCCAACGAAAACCGUAAAGCCAACAAUGCGUCAGUCGGUCCCUCGGCACUUUCUGGCCUCCCCUCCCUGUGUGUGGCCCUCAGCCCCAAGCCCAUUCUUUCCUGUUGAAGAUGUACGAAAGGAUAAACAACAACAACAAUAAUAAUAAUAAUAAUAAUGAUAAUAAUGAUGAUGAUAAUGAUAAUAUUUGUUGCACGCUCACAAAUCAUUUAAGUUCUGGUUUCGGCCACAGUCGUCCUCUUUAUCCUCUCGACACACAAAUGAGGCCUUGAUCUCAAGUUGGACAAUUACAGAAGCAGAGAGAAGAGAGAGAGACAGAGAGAGAGAGCAGGUGAGCAUGAAACCGAAUCGUAACUUUAUUUGGUUUGUGUUACAUCCAGGUUUCUUACUAAUUAAUUAAAAAAGAAAAAUGCAGGUGAACUCCUCAGCAACGCUCAUGUAUGAUGGACCAUGUGUCCUGACGACCUUUGAAAACACUAUGUUGUGGUGGUUGUUGUCGUCGAGAACGUGACAAGGAAAUGUGGAGAAAAUGCAGCAAAGGCUGCGCCAAGUUCAAAGUUUAGAAAUAACGGUAACGCUUAGGUUUACGGGUUCUGUCGUUUCCAGCUGAUUUCCCUGGAAGCUUUCCUCAUAAUUUCCUCCACCGUUGAGCCGGUUUUCAGCUGUUAAGUCCAGGGAUGUCGUGCACCAGCAUAAGGGGAAAGUGUUGGUUGGGUACCUGCUCGAGAAAACUAGUAGGUUCACGUAACCGGUAGAGAGAAUGAGGAACGUACGCAGACAUCGGUAUGCACCGAGGUUUCCCGGAAGGCCCGGUAACAAUUCUCAAGUCUUGAUCCACACGGAUCGGUUUUAUGUCACAGGUCCGGUCUGUGGAAUUUCAUAUCACGGAGCGCGGGGUUUUUUUUUUUUUGUGGUUUUUUUUAAAUUUGUCGAGCAUCAUCAGUUUGAAACACGAAACUAAGGAAUUUUCACUGCAGCUGAAAACUGAAGAGGCGAAAAACCUGCAGUUCAGCCGAUGCUCAGCAUAAAAAGUCGGUCGGUGAAUAUUUCCAGACCAAGCGGAUCCAUCACACGUGGCAGCUCGAAGUCAGGAAGAAUUGAGAUUAAGAAUUAUUAAGUUCGUUUUUUCCAGGAAACUCGGACGGACAGUCACGUCUGUUGGUGAACUAGUUGUCUGUUUUUCCCCAUGUAAAUCUUUACAUUUCCCUACAUUUCCCUUAUAAUUAGGACCAACUUGCGUCGCGUCUGCCUUCCUUGGAAACAUCCUUGUAAAAACAGCUGAACAGCAGCUACUGUUGUUUUGUUUUUGUUUUUUUAAAUGACAUUUCCUUGAAAGCACAGGACCCGUAAAAUGAAGCGUUACCGAAUAAAGUUCCUAUGAUGAUUGUUCAGCUUUUCUCUGUCGAGCAGCAAACGCCUGCGGCCCGUUGCCUGGGGGCCUGGGGGCCUCGGGGGGCGGGACGGUGUUCGUAGGGUCCGGGUCAAAAUAAACUGCAACGCGUGCGUUUUCGUGUGAACGGGGGAACACUCACGAGUUUGUGAACAAGCGGCGGGAGCUCCGUGGCCUCGAGGAAUAGGACGCAUCAGGCGUCUUUUCGUGGGACUAGCUGACGGUGAGAGAAACGCCACCAGCCCGCGCCGGUGAGAAGCCCGAAUGUACUUUCUGCCUUAUUCUGCGCAAAACGUGCCAAAAUCAGCGCAUCUCAUUUGAUUGAAAGUGUUUCUUUUUUAUUUUUUCCCCACUAGUUGAGGAAACAGCAUUUCUUUGUGCGUUGCUUCGUGACGCGCACAAGGUCAGUCUACGCACAGGGCCAACUGCUGCAUGUUGAUUUUAUUUAAUCCUUUUUUUUCGGUGAGGUGGGUCGUGAAAUGGAGAAGCAGUGCUGAUUAAUUUCAUGCACAGUUUAAAUCUAGUGGGGUUUUUUUUUUUGGUCAUCCACUUGGUAAAAGUAAAAAGGAAACGACAGACCAUACGAGUGGCCUGUGCCUUCUAUGAUUCCACUGUCACUGUCAGACGUCCAGUCUCUGCCUGGGGAAAAUUCGGUGCAGCGAUGGGGAAAGAGCAGCGAAAGGAUCUGCCUCUGCAGCUGCCAACAUCCGGAUGAACGAGAGAAGAGAAGAGGUGAUUAAAAAUGUUAAUCAAUUCACCUGUGCAGUAAGUUUGAUGAGCAGAAGGUCUUUGGGGGGGGGUUGCCCUGGAUUUAACCUCUCGAGGUACACGCAGGCUGCCGUUCCCUGGGGGUGGUGGUGGUGGUUGGAAGACCUUCAGGCAGCAGUCGGGGCAGAAAGACCACCCGCCCCCCAGCUUUGGUUUUGAUUAGAAACAUACAGACGUGAUUAAACCUGUGAAAACGGACGUAAAGAGAGCUCCUUGCGGAGGAGACGCAAACGCCAGGUCAUCGGUCACCUGUCGAGGCAACGCGGUGGUUUCGAUCCCCCGCGUCUGGGACCAAACGCGCACCAUCGUCUUCACCGGUGAACUCGCGUGUCCGUGUCACUUUCAGCUCCUGGUACAUCUUCAGUUUUUGUUUUGUUUUGGUUUCUGGCUUUCGGAGAAACCCUCGAAGUCUCUGAACUCCGAAUCCACUUCUUCGGGAUUUUAAAAACGACGGCUCUCGAAAACUCUGUGAUUUCGGUGUCUUUUCCUUCGCGGGACUUUUACGGGUCACGAGCUGAUUGUUAGAUCCACCAGAUCUCGCUUUUUACGAACUGCGACCGGACGCAUCCUGAAACGUCUCCUGUGUUUUCACUGUCCACUUCAUGUUGUCACCGUUGUACUUUUAGAUCCUUGUCUCGGUUUGUUCGUGUGUUUGUUUUCUCAAGUUACAGUUUUGCAGACUUUUCUUUGAUG
Molecule: messenger RNA, 6088 nt
Organism: Xiphias gladius (swordfish)
Lineage: Eukaryota; Metazoa; Chordata; Actinopteri; Istiophoriformes; Xiphiidae
Gene: grnb
Product: granulin b
Exons: 17
Coding region: 250-2742 (830 amino acids)
Cellular component (GO): extracellular region
Source: RefSeq, a predicted model, not a curated record